Messenger RNA from Trichoderma atroviride IMI 206040, 972 nucleotides. RefSeq lists its product as uncharacterized. Lineage: Eukaryota; Fungi; Ascomycota; Sordariomycetes; Hypocreales; Hypocreaceae. The record is from RefSeq and is a predicted model, not a curated record.
AUGCUGAUGCUGGACAUCGCGAUAUAUUGCCAGCGUACACCAAGUUGGCCCGCGCCGGCGGGUGAACCAAGUCUCCGCAGGCCCAAUAAGGGCCCGCCGAUUACUAUUAUCGAGCUCAAUCGAGCUCAAUCGAGAAGCAUCGUGGAAGAGCAGCCGCAAGACCUGGAGGAGGCCCUGGAGCGGAUGAAGGAUUUAGGCCUAUUUUUAGACUCUGCGGAACUCGUGUUGCUUUGUAGUUCGUUCAAAACCUGGGCUUUUACUGGUCAACGAUUCACGGUCCCGGCAUUGGGCGUAUUAGCGGCCGAAGGAACCGGCAACCGCUCGGAAGCUAGACGGUUUAUCAAACGAUUUAGAAUUUUGGAAUCUGAUGAUGCUCCAGACGGCAGAUCGCAAUCGAUGCACAAAUCAGCGGAUAAUGACGAAAGCACGCAAUUGAGGCCUGUCCAACUCGUUGCUGGUUGGAAUCCCGAGUUGUGCCAACUUGAAGGAGCAACGACGCCCGAGGUUUACUUGUACAUACCAGUUGUUGAACAAGGAAGCACUAGUCCAAUCUGGCUACUUGCAGCACGUAGAUUUUAUAUACUAAAUUGCUAUUCUGUCAUUUUAGCAAGCUCCCCUCUCCUGACGACGGAGCCUACUGCUCUGACAAAGGACACAAAGGCGCUCACUCUGUUCAAUGCAUGGAAGUAUCUCCUCAAAGAUAUCAAGGUAAGGACACUUUACUAUCCCGUCACAGACGUCGACCAGGUGGAAGAACUGGAAUCAACACCACACAAAGCCACGCCAAAAUGGAUACAAGUACCAAAGGUACAAAUAGCCAUCGCCAACAUGGCAACUGCUCGUCAAAAGCCGCCAGCAAGCAUAAGCCUCCCCAACGGCCAACUAAACACCGCCCCUGCCCCCACAGCAAGUCUAUUCAGCAUGUCCCCCGAGUUGAAGCAAAGGCUUAGAGCCAGCUACCGAGACAAUUAA